AGGAAGAGGUAUAAAAUCACCAUCCGGGCGCCCCAGAGGACCCAGCGGCGCCAGAGGGGUUUGCUCCGGGCAGCCCCUAGGUAGUUGGGGCGAAGCGGAUGCCUCGUGCUGGGCUUGAGGAGACGGUGCCCUCUCACAGAGGCUUCUGGAGGGGGCCGGUGGUCACUGCUGAGCCCCCUCUCCCGGGAAAGGGUCACCCGGCAAUUUCUGACCAAACACCCAACGUUUGAGUGCAGAAGGCUGUUGCUGAGAGGAGACUUCAGGGACCAGUGGUAGAGCUCAGGGAGAGCUGUGGAGGAUGACUCAGCAGGGAGCUGCUCUGCAGGGUUACAAUAAUGAGCUAGUGAAAUGCAUUGAAGACUUAUGUAUGCAAAAAGAAGAGCUGAACAAACAAAUCCAGCAAGCGGAAGAAGAAAAAAAUAAACUCCAGCAUGAAAUCCAAGUCCUGAGUGAGAAACUGGAGUGCGUAUGUGAAAACCUAGCCCAAAAGGUAGCCUCACGGAACGAGCUUGACAAAAUUCUUGCUGAAACUGAAGCUGCUUACAUGAAGAUUUUGGAUAGUUCUAGAACUUUACUUAAUGUCCUGAAGAAGGAAGUGGGAAGCUUAAAGAGUUCGCCAGAACUGAAAAGCCAUGUAACCUGAAACUGUCAAAUGUUUGGACUCCAUAGUUCUGAAAUUCCACUAGGUGAGAAAUGUGGUUAGCCACAGAAGCCUCCGACAACAGUAUAAGCGGAAAGGGGCUCUCUUCCAACUUUUCUAUAUGUUUUUCUUGUUUUUUUUAAUAUAUCAGAAAUUCUGUAGAGCCUAGAUGAAAUAAAGUUUUUGUUU
Struthio camelus australis is the source of this 829-nucleotide messenger RNA. The record is from RefSeq and is a predicted model, not a curated record. Lineage: Eukaryota; Metazoa; Chordata; Aves; Struthioniformes; Struthionidae.